AUGGCAAGUGUUCCACCUGGAAAACAGUCAGUGAGUCGUGAAAGGGGCUUCAGUGGUGUCAGUGCCGGCAACAGUAUCAACAGCUCUAUCGGUUCCAGUGCCAUUCAUCCUAUGCGACCGAGACCGAGUGUAGGCAUAUCAUCUCCACGAAAUGGAUCCUCGUUGGGAAGCUUCCAAGAUAAUAGCACUUCACCCUCACUACCAAAAGGCUUUGAGAGUAUGCUAAAAAAUACAACCGAGACAGGGGAUAUUGGUCUUUUCUCUAUCAAGCCUUCACGCUUACCUCAUACUUCUAAUGCACUACCACGACGCGGCAACGGAGGUUACAGCAAUAGAGGUUACAGAGACAAUGACUUGCAGAGGCCACAACCAACUUUUCAACCGUAUGGGGUACCAACUGUUGAUGAUAGAAGACGACUGCCAUCCUAUACAAGAAAUGAUUCUUCGGGUGUCAGGUCAAUGUAUGAUUCUGGCAGUGUCAACUCCGUCAAUUCAAGUAAUAGAGGUUUCGAGGAUCCCGAUUAUCGAUCUUAUUCUAUGACCCAGACAGCAUCCCAAUCAGCGUAUACUCUUUCUAAUCAAAGAUCAUAUGCAAGCCUUCGAAGUCAGCAGGAUGGAGCUGCACUCGUCCAACGACCUCGAUCUCCAUUUGCAUACCCAACACGCUUGAGACGACCUGGAUUCAGACCUUCUUCUCCGGCCCUCACUGAUGGUGGUGGGGUAGACUAUAGUCGUCGUGCGGAGAUUGAUCGAAUUCCUUAUGGAGCUGUUCGUAAUGUAUCUUCACCAGCUUCAUUAUACGCCCAGAAGCGAGUACCGCCACCCUUGUCACUGCGACCAGAGGCCAACCGAUCAACCCCUUCAUUGUUAAGCCAACCCUCGCCGAAGAGACGUACUCCAAGUCCCAACCUAAGGCACGGUAAUGGGAUUGCCGGGCAAGAUUGGCAACGCCGCAACGGCCCAGCAUCGAUCAACACAUCUCCAGCUCGCAGUACACUCAGUCUUGCUUCGACUACAAAUUUCGCCCCUACAGGUUCGUCUCAAUCUGCAACAAACACACCAGGAAAGCCAUCACCUUUGUAUUAUGACUAUACCGAAGACUUCGAAGUGGAAAAUCAGAAUCGUUCAAACUUGGACCCUCCACCACAGUUUCAGCUGCAGAGAACAAUUCAUGAAGAUCGCCCUUUGAGUUCAGCUCUUUUACCUCUUGCCCAUGGCCUUCCAUCUAAACUCAACGGAAGCAAUAACAAUCACCAUCGCGCAUCAUCGUCAUCGGCAUCAACCGUAAUUCGACACCCGAUGAGAAAUAACAGUGUAGAAAGUACAAAUGGCAUUCCGAAUGGCAUUGGUCAUGUUCGAUCGGCACUUAGUAUUGGAGCAAAGGUGGCAGAAGUUUGUGUGCCAUCGAAUAAUGUCCCCGAUGACAACAAUUCGAUCGACAUGUCAACUCUAGGGGCCAACGCUCUAGAGUUGAGCUCGCGGGUGUCGAGAGCUUUUGGUCUACCCCCUUCACCAUCAUUUGAAAUCACGAUUACACCAGGUUCUGGGGAAAUUGAAGCUAAUCAUACCGAGGCUACGACCGGAGAAGAUGUCAGCAUACCGGUAGUCCCACAGACGAGACACCAACAACGAUCUUCGUCGUUGCCAUCUCCACAGUUAGAAGUUUCUCCCACACCCUUUCCGUCAACAAAUGAUCCUCAAGGAAUUACCACGAGUGACAAUGCAGGGGAAAGAAUGAUUCCCACGUCUGAAAAUCACUCAUUUGGUAAUGUUUUGAUUGCCAGGAAACAUCCCAGUACAAAUCCCCUGCCAUCAACAAAGGAUACAGAGGAGUUCGCAAACGAAUCUAACUCUAAUUCUGCGCGUGCAAGUAGAGUUAGGUCUAGUGGCUUCUUCACCAUUGACACUGGUCUCGAUGAACUAGUCGAUCUAAUGACUACCGAUGAUGCUAGUCGGCCCACCUUCGGUAAUAGUUGCACCGGACCACGAAGAACCCCCAUGAUGUCACCAACCUUACCUAGAGAGUCUUAUUUUGAUACUCCUUCGGUGCACCGUACCAGCCCUCCGUUGUCGCCAAUCAAGAAAACGGAGAAAAUCUUUCUUCAAAGUGUGAAUCCUGAUAACGGCUUCAGAGAUGGGCUCAAGCUCCAAGUCUACGAAGGAAGACUUGAAAAGGGCAAAUUACCUACUUAUCGGUCAUCUGAGCUUCACAACCUUGGUGAUCAAGUUCCGAGCAAGAUCAUGCCCAGAUCAGAGUCUCCCAUGUUAGCGCCCAAGCCCAUCUCGCCAGCAAGGCAAUUGAAAUUGAAGAAUAGCGUGCCACAGCUUAUGAAGUCUCUCCCAAAAUUACCCGACUCAUCAGUUCGUGGAUUGGCAGUACCAGGAAAAUCCAGUCACUCAGAUGCAAAUAUUCCUUGUCAUUUCUCAGAACUUUUGCCUGAGGGGAGAAUCAAACCCAUUGAAAAGUGUGAAGUUCUAGUGUCAUCAUCAACUGAGACGUCGGAAACUUAUCCUUCUAUGGAAAAGGAAAAUGCCAAAAAGUCACUAGAGCAAGCCGGAUCAAUUCAUAUCUCGACCCAGAAACAGGGGAUUCAGCCAAUCAACGAAAGCAAUGGUUCUCGCCCUUCACCUAUGAAAUUGAAGCUUAAGAUCAGAAAUCCACUUUCGGAUCAAAUAUCACAGGCAGAGUCUCAGGAUGGAAAACGGGAGGAUGCAUUCUCUUGGGCUAGUUCACAGGACGAUCAUUCACCGUUGAUGACCCGAGAAGAACAUAAUGGAGAGCUUAAACCUGUCAAGCUCAAAUUGAGACUCACUAGGGCCACAGGCUCAAGUCCUUCGGGAACUGUAAGGAUAUAUAAUGGUUCUGAAGAUCAAUCCAGCAAUGACCUAAAUAUACCACGUCCGAAGGAUUUGUUCACACCUUCCACUGGCUUUGACAAUAUCUUCCGACAAGUUAGUAGACAUCUUCACUCACGUAGGCCUAGUGCGAACAGUGACCAACAAUUUGGAGAUGAUGCUAUUGAAAUGAUGCCAAGCCAGCUAUCACUAAAUGUUCCUAGCUUUGAUCUUGGCGUUCCCCUCAGUGGUCCGUCUGAGAAUUUACCGAGCCCCACAGAUGCACGAAGCUUUUUCUCCGAUGACAGCUCUCACCGCAACGGGAGUCAUGGUUUACGAAAAAGAAUCUCGAACUUUCGAGCUCGCGUUGGUGUGCCGUACGUAGCUCGGAAUGGAUCAUACUCUUGUGAUGAUAUAGUUUGGAGAGAUCAACAUGGAGGAGUUGGCCAUUCCCCUUUAGCUGCCAAAUCUGUCGCAGAUUUUAAUGCCGCGAGAGCCAACUUCGUAGAAUCACCCAAUCCACGACGUUCAGAGCAUAGGUUGCAUGCACAUCGGCUACGAGCAAAGGUUUCUGAAUGGUUUCGUGGAGCGCGAGCUGCCAUCUCGGCUCGUGUCAAAUCACGAAGUACAACCGGGACUGGUAACGAGAGGUCGAGGGCGAGUGCAUGA
Messenger RNA from Sclerotinia borealis F-4128, 3504 nucleotides. Lineage: Eukaryota; Fungi; Ascomycota; Leotiomycetes; Helotiales; Sclerotiniaceae. The record is from the annotation of a GenBank genome assembly.